CAAUUUUUUGUUUGCCGACCCCUCGUGGUGUUGUGUUGUCAGGUAAACGAACAGCUUCUCCUGGGUGAAUAACCAAAGAAGCAGAUCAUUUAAAAUCAUUGUUGUUCAACAAUGUGUUAGGCAUCUUUUAAAUACUAGAGACGAUUCCGACCUCUUUGAAAAUGGUUGUAUUUACGUGUAAUCAUUGCGGCGAAAGUUUGCAAAAACCACGUGUUGAGAAACAUUACGUUGUUCAGUGUAGAAGACCUAAAUCUUUGACUUGUGUCGACUGUUUUAAAGAUUUCAAAAAUGAAGAGUAUACUGUGCACACCAAAUGUGUUACCGAAGAAGAAAGAUAUUCUGCUAAGGGAUCUAUUCCAGGAGGAAUUGUAAAAAAGGGAGAAGUGAAACAAGAAUCCUGGACUGAAAUGAUUCGAUCAAUUGUUCAAACCGAGCAAAGUAUGCAGGCAUCUUUAAAAAACCUUUUUAACACAAUAUCGAAUUACUCUAAUGUCCCUAGAAAAAAAGUCAAGUUUAUUAAUUUUAUAAAAAGUUCUACGGGCGGCCGAUCCAAUUUUAGCGAUAUUGAAGCCGCUUGGGAUUUAAUAGAAAAAUACAAAAGUGAACAGAAAAAAAAUAAUAGUGUGCAAAAUGAACAAAACGGAGCAGAGAAUAAAAUUGAAGAUGAUGAAGAGGUGCCAAAGAAGAAAAAGAAAAAAGUAAAAGAAGAACCCCAAUUGGUAACUGAUAUAAAUGAGGAGACUGUAGAAAAUGGAACUAAACAUGAAAGUGACAAUAAUGGGGAGGUGCCAAAAAAGAAAAAGAAAAAAGUAAAAGAGGAACCCCAAUUGCUAACUGAAAUAAAGGAGGAAACUAAGGAAAAUGGAACAAAACAUGAAAGUGAGAAUAAUGAAGAGGUGCCAAUGAAGAAAAAGAAAAAAGUAAAAGAAGAAUCCCAAUUGGUAACUGAUAUAAAGGAGGACACUGUAGAAAAUGGAACUAAACACGAAAGUGACAAUAAUGGAGAGGUGCCAAAGAAGAAAAAGAAAAAAGUAAAAGAAGAACCCCAAUUGGUAACUGAAAUAAAGGAGGAAAUUAAGGAAAAUGGAACAAAACAUGAAAGUGAGAAUAAUGGAGAGGUGCCGAAGAAAAAAAAGAAAAAAGUAAAAGAGGAACCCCAAUUGGUAACUGAAAUAAUGGAGGAAACUAAGGAAAAUGGAACAAAACAUGAAAAUGAGAAUAAUGAAGAGGUGCAAAUGAAGAAAAGGAAAAAAGCAAAACAGGAACCCCACAAUUGUACUAAAAUAACGACAGCAGUUACAGAAAAUGGAGUAGAACAUAAAACCGACGAUGAUUAUGUACCAGAAAAGAAAAAGAAAAAACUUACAGAGGAACCCCAAGUGGAAACUGAGGUAAAGGCUGAAUCUAAAUUCAGUUUCAAAGAAAUAAUUUUGAACAUUUUAAACUCAAAAGGAAAUAUUUCCACAAAGAAAUUGCAGAAAAAAGUUUUAGCGAUUUAUUUAAAGGAAAUGGGAAUUUCUGAAAACACAGAAAAAAUAAUUAAGAAAUACAAUCAAAAAUUAAAGAAAUUGCCAAAUGUGAUGAUACAAGAUGAUAUUGUUUCUUUAGUUGCAAAUUCUGAGCAGCAAUAAAUACAUAUUUUAAAAAAAUA
Zophobas morio is the source of this 1651-nucleotide messenger RNA. Its product is annotated as cell growth-regulating nucleolar protein. NCBI's taxonomy places the organism in Eukaryota, Metazoa, Arthropoda, Insecta, Coleoptera, Tenebrionidae. Gene Ontology annotation, biological process: rRNA processing; negative regulation of transcription by RNA polymerase II. The record is from RefSeq and is a predicted model, not a curated record. The coding region runs from base 162 to 1631 and encodes 489 amino acids. Gene Ontology annotation, molecular function: DNA binding. The transcript has 3 exons. Gene Ontology annotation, cellular component: nucleolus.